UGGAAAAGACCAUUCUGCUUAUAUAUUAAGUGAGAACGUGAAAGAGCCUCACAGAAAAUAAUUCGAAGUCCUCUUAGUAAAACACUAAAACCAUAUCUACAAAAAUAAAUAGUUACAGUAACCAAUAAUGCGCUUUGUUCUCAAGCUCAUCAUCAACUGACUACACGUUGAUUGGUUUAUGGGAAAGGCUCGAAUCUACCAGCGAGAUCUGACUAGUUAAAAUGGGGAGGACGACAUGGUUCGACGAUGACGGGAUAAAGAAAGGGGAGUGGACGGCGGAGGAAGACCGGAUGCUCGUCGCUUACAUCAAAGAACAUGGUCUUGGGGACUGGCGUACCCUGCCUAAGAGAGCCGGUCUGCAAAGAUGUGGAAAGAGUUGUAGAUUAAGGUGGCUGAAUUAUUUGAGGCCUGGAAUUAAAAGAGGCAAGUUCACUCCUCAGGAGGAAGAAGAUAUCAUCAAAUUUCAUUCUCUUCUUGGAAACAGGUGGGCCGCAAUAGCAAAGCAAAUGCCAAACCGAACAGACAAUGACAUUAAAAAUCAUUGGAACUCAUGUCUAAAGAAAAGACUCGUUAGAAGCGGGAUCGAUCCCAUGACCCAUAAGCCUACCGUCAACGUUGCCAAAGCCACUUCCUCCUCAACGUCGUCGUCUACAGCACCGACCCCUUCUUCGUCCUCUGCUACUUCUUCCUCUUUUUCCUCCACAGGCUCUGCACGUCUACUUAACAAGCUUGCUGCUGGAAUCUCGUCGAGAAAACAUGCACUCGAUAGGAUCAAGAACGUCAUCAUGUCGAAACCAAGACAAGCCGUUGAAGAAGACGAGAUGAUGAUAGGCAGCAAGGAAGAUGAGGAAGUGACUGGUUGUUCCAUGGAGAUCGAUGAGAAUCUGAUCUGUCCGACGUCGUUUGAUGAGUUUUUAACGUGUGACUUCACUCCUACCUAUACAACUGGCUUCGUGGAUGCUUUUGAUGACCACUCAUUAGUCGAGCCGUACGAUCUAUACCAAUCUGAUUUCUAUCAUGAGACUAGUGAUGAUCAACUUGAUCUGUUCCUCCUUUGAAAUUCACUCUCUUGGACACGUUUUUCCUUGAUGUAUUUCUUCUUUUUUGUUCUGCAUCCGUUAGUUCAGUGUGACGGAAGAGAGAGGUUUCUGAAAAAGGCAAGUACUCAUCAGUACUAUGAGUGACAUGUAUGGUCAAUGUUUCUGAGUUUUGACUGUUAACCUCUCUUUUUUAAAGUCGAUUACCUCUCUCUCUUA
Messenger RNA from Brassica oleracea var. oleracea, 1256 nucleotides. RefSeq names its product myb-related protein 308-like. Bases 222 to 1058 code for a protein of 278 amino acids. The transcript has 3 exons. The record is from RefSeq and is a predicted model, not a curated record. Lineage: Eukaryota; Viridiplantae; Streptophyta; Magnoliopsida; Brassicales; Brassicaceae.